Sugiyamaella lignohabitans is the source of this 2016-nucleotide messenger RNA. RefSeq lists its product as uncharacterized. The record is from RefSeq and is a predicted model, not a curated record. The coding region runs from base 1 to 2016 and encodes 671 amino acids. Gene Ontology annotation, biological process: protein targeting to vacuole; endosomal vesicle fusion. Lineage: Eukaryota; Fungi; Ascomycota; Dipodascomycetes; Dipodascales; Trichomonascaceae. The transcript has a single exon. Gene Ontology annotation, molecular function: protein binding. Gene Ontology annotation, cellular component: late endosome; HOPS complex.
AUGGAAGAAAGUUCUAAAUCACCGGGAUCUUCUGAUGGUGAUGAUGUGGCAUCAACUGCUUCACGGCCAGUUGAUGAGCAAGAGAUUUUUGGCCCUCACGACGAUAGUCCCGCACUUCUUAAUUCCAAGCUCGACAAUUAUGGUACGGGUCCUAAUACUGACAAUCUUGAGGAUGCAGAUGAUUUCGGCGAGUUCAUCUCAACAGCGUCCAGAAACGAUGGCUUUCCAAACCAGUUCAUGAUUGACACAUCAAUCCCGAAAUUCUACGAGCGGAAAUCAUCGACUGCUUCAAUAACUCGAUCCAUCUCAACGGCAUUUUCUCGACUAGAUACAAGUAAACCUUAUCAGCCUGUACAGGAUAAUUUCAACAAUAAUCAUAUCCUUGAGGGUGGUGGUACUGGAUCUGGUGCUGUCACAUCGUUUGAACCUCUUGAAAUGGAUAAUCACAACGACUCUGAUGUUGGUGGAUCUGGCCCAGAAUCCGGCCAUGAUGAUGACUUGAAUGAUGUUAGUAAUGAAUCUCCCGAAGCAGAUGAGUCUAUAACCGAGCUUAUUGAUCAAGAUCAUGGGAUUUCUGUUGAUAACACGCGGGAUAUCAGUGAACCAGCCAUCGACCAACCAACUAUAUCAAGGUCGUCAGAACCAUAUCAUUUUCCUCGUAGGGACUCCUCCCCAGUACAAUUGACACGUGUGGAUCCCACUCCUAUGGGUUCUGAAUCGCCCAUGUUAAUAUCAUCCUCUACAGGGUCUCCUCUUAUACAACCAUCUACCCCUGAAUCAAUUAGAGGAAGACAGAUUCACUCUAUAGAUGGUCGGUUCCACACUCGGAUGAGCUCGAAUACUAGCGGGUUGUCUGGUAAUCUUUUUAAUCGCCAUCUAGAUUCUGUAAGCUCCCUUUUGUUUGGGCGGUCUAGUGGGAAUGUUUCUCCAAAAAAGAAAGACGGUGGACUCACCACACCUGUCAAUGCCAAUAUUGAGACUAUUUCUGGGAGUGCUAGCGACGAGUUACUCAGUGACCUUCCAUAUCAAAAUACUCCAUGGGAGCCAGUGAGAUGGAGCAAAUUACGUAAAAUCUCAAAUCAACUUUAUUCAGAGUCGGCUCACGCCUUGUAUGGACAACCAACAUGCGUCUACCCUGCAUCUUUUAUAGCGGUGGGAAUGAGUCGUGGCCAUGUCCUUAUUUUUGACUAUCAACAGAAUCUUAAACAUGUUUUAGGUUUGAAAGCCAAGCUCCCUGAAUGGGGUGAAGUCACUUCUCUGGCUGUGUCUUUUGACCACACAUUUGUUGGAGUAGGUUACUCACAAGGACAUAUUGUUACUUGGGAACUUGCCAAGCCAAAUAAUCCCAAUAUUCAUAUUUAUCCGCUUGAAAAUAAUUUCGACAUUAAGCCCAAUGACGAUAAGGAGGGCCAUAUAAAGGGUGCUUCUGUUAUCCACCUUGCGUUCAUUAACAAGCGCCAUAGCGCUCUUAUUUCUGCUGAUUCCAGAGGUAUGGCAUUUGCUCAUGAUACAGUUCGGAAUAUAAGGCGUCAUGUAAACACCAAACGAAUUCUUGGCAGAUACAGACCUCAACCCAAUACAAAAAACAGGCCUAUGACUAUAUUUGCAUGUGCACCGCGACCCACAGGCCAUAAUCCACUUCCAGAAGACCUCGGACUUGUAGCCAUAAUGACUCCCUACCUAUUGGUAGUAGUGUCUAUUCACCCACAGAUUCGCACUCAGCUAAAACUGCCCAGAAGCAAAGAGAUUAGUAGUUCUAUGGGAUUAAGUGCAUGUCUGGCAUGGUUCCCUGCUCCUACACCUACCCAUAUGUCAAAGCUCGCCUAUAGUUGGUCGAAUGUCGUACACGUCGUGGAUGUCUCACUUGUCCGGGACCCUUUUACAGAUGAUCUAACAGCUGCAUUUUCAUCGACCCGUAAACUAGUAUGCGAUGAGUCGAUUGUGGCAAUACAAUGGAUUGAUACAGUGGUAAGUUGGCGAGUAUUCGCUUUGUUAGUGCUAUACUCCCUGUUGUAA